This is a messenger RNA of Candoia aspera, 4480 nucleotides long. RefSeq names its product zinc finger protein 665-like. The coding region runs from base 5 to 3691 and encodes 1228 amino acids. The transcript has 9 exons. Gene Ontology annotation, molecular function: RNA polymerase II cis-regulatory region sequence-specific DNA binding; DNA-binding transcription factor activity, RNA polymerase II-specific. Lineage: Eukaryota; Metazoa; Chordata; Lepidosauria; Squamata; Candoiidae. Gene Ontology annotation, biological process: regulation of transcription by RNA polymerase II. The record is from RefSeq and is a predicted model, not a curated record.
UGGAAUGGCACCAAGCAGAAAUUCUCGCCCAACUCUUUGUCCUUGGGGUGAAGUGGAAACUGCAACCACAGAACCAGAACAGGACCGAGUGGACUUGGAAGAGGUUUCUGUGUAUUUCUCCCAGGCGGAGUGGGCCUUGUUAGAUUCUGAGCAGCGAGGGUUACACCAGGAAAUCAUGGAGGAGAAUUGUCUGAACGUGGCCUAUUUAGAAAAUAACAGAUGCCAAAUGAGGAACAAGAGAGAACCAAAUAAGCUAUUAAUGAGAAGAGGCAAUUGUAAAAUUCUGGAAGAGGAGAAAAGGAUAAUAGACACAAAUCAGGAAUAUAAUAUAGCCGGUGUUUCUGCAGACAGUGACUCCCAUAACAUAGUCCAAGCCAAAAUAGGUAAUAUAAAGGAAAAAUAUAGCUGUCAUGGCUCUAAAGAAGCUUUCUGUUCAAAAUCAAGCCUUAAUCCUUAUUGCAGAAUUGAGACUGGAAAGGAAGCAUAUAAAGACUUGGAGUCUGGCGAGAGCGCCAGUCAAAAGAUGCAUUUUGCUUCUCAGAGAAUUCACACAGAAGAGAAACCAUGUAAAUGCUUGGAAUGUGGAAACAGCUUCAGUCAGAUUAUUGACCUCACUAACCGUGAAAGACUUCACAGAGGGGAUACACCUUACAGAUGUUUGGAAUGCGGAAGGAGCUUCCAAGAAAUCAUGCCGUAUACUAAGCAUCAAAGAGCUCAUGCAGGGAAGAAAUCAUACAAAUGCCUUUUGUGUGGGAAGAGCUUUAGUCGGAGUACUGUGCUUAGGUACCAUCAAAGAAUUCACUCGGGGGACAAGCCCUACAAAUGCUUGGAAUGUGAAAAAUACUUUAAUCAAAAGAGCGACCUCACUAAGCACGAAAGAACUCACACAGGAGAGAAACCGUACAGGUGUCUGCAGUGCGGAAAGAGCUUCAGUCAGAAAAUGCAUUUUACUUCGCACGAAAGAAUCCACACAGGGGAGAGGCCUUAUAAAUGCUUUGAGUGUGGGAAGAGCUUCCGGCAGAAAUCGACUCUCAAUUCUCAUCAGCGAAUUCACACCGGGGAGAAACCCUAUAAAUGUUUGGAAUGUGGGAAGAGUUUCAGUCGGAAUACCGCCCUUGGGUACCAUCAAAGAAUUCACUCGGGGGACAAGCCCUACAAAUGCUUGGAAUGUGAAAAAUGCUUUAAUCAAAAGAGCGACCUCGUCAAGCAUCAGAGAAUCCACACAGGGGAGAAGCCGUAUAAAUGCUUGGAAUGCGGGAAGAGUUUCAGUCAGAAGAUGCAUUUCACGUCCCAUCAAAGGAUUCACACGGGGGAGCGACCGUAUCAAUGCCUGGAGUGUGGGAAAAACUUCCGUCAAAAAUCAACGCUCAAUUCCCAUUGUAGGGUUCAUACAGGAGAAAAACGAUACAAAUGCUUGGAGUGUGGCAAGAGCUUCAAUCAGAAAAAAAACCUCACUCAGCAUCAGAAUGUCCAUUCAAGGACCACAUAUAAGAAAAGCCCUAAAGAAGUAGAAAGAGUUCCUUUAGACUUGCUGGACUUUAGACUCUUGGGGCAUAAAAAAGAGAUGGAGGAACAAGACUUGGCUGGUCCUGAAGAAAAUGAAGGCCCUGGUACCAGACUGGCUGAGUGCAGUGAAGAAUGCUGGGAAAGAACAGGGCAGGAGAUUUUGGAUAAGGACAUGGUCAGCACAGAGGCUCAUCGCCAGCGUUUCAGAGGCUUCUGCUACCAGCAGGUGGAAGGUCCCCGAGAGCUUUGCAGCCGCCUCCACCAUCUUUCCCGCCAGUGGCUGCAGCCAGAGCGACACACCAAGAGCCAGAUGCUGGACCUGGUGAUCCUGGAGCAGCUGCUGGCCGUCCUGCCAGUGGAGAUGUCCAGCUGGGUGCGGGAGUGUGGAGCAGAGAACAGCUCCCAAGCGGUGGCCCUGGCCGAAGGCUUCCUCCUGGAUCAGAUGGAACAGAAGCAGCAGCAGCAGAUAAAUCAUUUGUUUAUAAAAAUGGGAUAUGAUUUCCCUGCAACAGAGGAGGUUCUGCUGGACACCAUAGGGAGUCCCUUGCAAACAGGGAUCCUGCAGGAAGAUGACAGAGGAGUCACCUUGCAAGGGGAUGAAUUGAUGCUGGCAAAAAGUAUAGAGUCCUCUGUUUUUCUCUGCGGUGGAAUAGAAACUGCUGUUGACCCAGAUCAGGAUCUGGCAACUUUUGAAGAGCUGGCAGUGUAUUUCACUGAGGAAGAGUGGGCUCUGUUGGAUCUUGACCAGAAAGCUCUCUAUAAACAAAUUAUGGAAGAGAACUUUGAAAUCAUGACUUCUCUCAGAUAUGACAGAUGUAAAAUGAAAGAACACCCAAUGGGGGCAAAACCAUAUAUGUGCUUGGAGUGCGGAAAGAGUUUUGGUUAUAAGAUAAAUCUUACCUCUCAUCAAAGAAUUCACACGGGGGAAAAACCAUAUAAAUGCUUGGAGUGCGAAAAAACCUUCAGCCAGAGCUCAAGCCUCAUUAAACAUAAACGAAUUCACACCGGGGAGAAACCAUAUAAAUGCAUCGAGUGUGGAAAGAGCUUCAGUCAGAGUUCAAGCCUCACUAAACAUAAGAGAAUUCACACUGGCGAGAAACCCUAUAAAUGCUUGGAGUGUGGAAAGAGCUUUGGGAAGAAGAUAAACCUCACAUCCCAUCAGAGAAUCCACACCGGGGAGAAACCAUAUCAGUGCUUGGAAUGUGGGAAAACCUUUAGCCACAAGAUAAACCUCAUUUCUCAUCAGAGAAUUCACACGGGAGAGAAACCAUAUCAGUGUCGGGAGUGCGGGAAGAGUUUUAGCCAGAAUACGGGCCUGACUAAACACCAAAGAACCCACACAGGGGAGAAACCUUAUAAAUGCUUGGAAUGCGGAAAGACGUUUGGUCAGAAGACAAAUCUCACAACUCACCAAAGAAUCCACACUGGGGAGAAACCGUACACCUGUUUGGUGUGCGGGAAGAGCUUCAGUUACCGGACUGCCCUGACGUAUCACGAAAGGACCCACACCGAGGGGAAGCCAUAUAAAUGCUUAGAAUGCGGAAAGAGCUUCACCCAGAAGAUCCUGCUCAUGAAGCACUAUCGGAUUCAUUCAGAAGAGAAAGUGUUCCCCUAUUUGGGAUGCGACCCUCCGAACCUGUAUCUCGCUGCUCACCAACGCAUGUUCAAAAAGCCGAAACUGCACAAGUGUUUGCAGUGCGGAAAGACUUUUAGCCGGAGUACGGGGCUCCGAAACCACCAGCUCGUUCACGCGGGUGGGAAAGAGUGUACGUGCUUGGUCUGCGGAAAAAGCUUUGGUCACAAAAUCAUCCUCAGUUCUCACGAAAGAAUCCACACGGGGGAGAAACCUUAUAAAUGCUUGGAAUGUGGGAAGUGUUUCAACCAUAAGAAAAACCUCUCUCGGCACCACCGAAUCCACACAGGGGAGAAGCCGUAUACAUGCUCAGAAUGCGGGAAGUGUUUCAGUCAGAAAAUAGACCUCACCAAACAUCAAAGGAUUCACACCGGAGAAAAACCAUAUAAAUGCUUGGAGUGCGGAAAGAGUUUCAGCCAGCGCACAAACCUUUUUCAACAUCAGAGCAUUCACACAGGGGAAAAAUACACCUGCUUGGAAUGUGGUAAAAGCUUCAGUCAUAAGAAAAACCUGACUAGACAUCAAAAAAAUGCACACAAGGGAGAGAUAUAAAGCGGGCAAGCAUCAAUAAACUUUGCUAGGAAGGAAAAUGGCUCAUCAACGAACUUACUCAUAUAGAAAAGCUCAUAUAAAAGCUUGAAAUUUGGGUUCAAAUCAAAUUUUGAUUCUCAGGCAAAUUAAGAGGAAGCAUGCAAUUAUGGGAAGAAUCACACCUUUUACUCACAUUCCCCCAGCAACUGGUAAUCCUUCCUGAUGAGAAUUUUAAUUGCCUGUUGUUAUUGACAUGUGCUGUUAAUUCUCCUUGUCUUGUUCUUCAUGCAUCUCUGUGAAAUGGCAUUCAUGUGAGGAUAAUUAACAUCUUUGGAUAGUGGUUUCCAUACUUUCAGUACAUUACUAAGGAUACGGGCAGACCCUUUUAUUACCUUGGAUUCCAGAAGAACAUUUCAUUCGUCAUUUACUCCACACCACUGUAAUUUUCUCAGCUGCCUGCCUGCUUCCUAAAAACUAAAGAAAUAUUGUAGCCUUUUCUCUUAGGGGAGUGAAGGCUAAAGGCUUUUGAGAAAAGGUGCUAUGGAAAUCUACAGAACAAUCAGUUUUCUCUCCUUAAAUACAAAAACAUAAAGAGAAGAAUUGAGGCACUGCAGAUGAUAGGUCUUCUAGGAACGUACGUGUGUGUGUGUGUGUGUGUGUGUGUGUGUGUAAUCCACACAUUCCUCAAUACUUCAGUAUAUAUUCUUAGAACAAUGUGGAAAAGCAUGGAUUAUCUCUGACAAAUUGUCCUUCAUUGGAAAUUUGUUUUAAAAUGUUGAAAAGCAUUCACAGUUUUUAUUUGGGUUCUUU